GGAAUAGAGGUUCCUUAGGGCCUAAGUGAGUUCUAUAGACGAGCAGUUGGUCCGUGUGGAAGCGACACCAUGGCAGGCAGAGGCAGGAUGGCGGAGGACGUAGCCACAGCUUCCAGUUACCGAGAGGUCCAGCCCCAGCACAUGCACCUGGAGCUCACAGUAGACACAGAGGCUCGUAUGCUGCGGGGUUCCCAGCGGCUGGAUUUGCAGGUGCUACGGGAGACCGAGGAACUUCGACUGGACACACAUCGCUGCUUGCGGGUGCGGGGGGUUCGGCUGGAGAAGAACCAGGGGAAACACGAGACGCUGUCGUGGGAGGAGAAGCCUUUCACAGGUUAUGGCACUAUGGUUGUUCUGCGGCUGCCCAGCCUUCUGCCCUCGGGAGCCAGGAUUCGGGUGAUCAUCGAUUACGAGGCUGCAGACAGCCCAGGGGUUUGUUGGUUGGACCCACAACAGACUGCAGGCAAGAAGAAGCCUUACAUGUACACGCAAGGCCAGGCAGUUCUUAACCGCUCCUUCUUCCCAUGCUUUGAUAGCCCUGCUGUUAAAUGCACCUAUUCUGCCAAUAUCAAGGUACCUGAGGGUUUUACAGCUGUUAUGAGUGCAAAUAACUCAGACCGCCAAGGUGAUACUUUUAUCUUCAAAAUGACACAACCCAUUCCAGCAUAUCUGGUAGCUCUGGUGGUUGGUGACAUUGUAUCCGCCGAGGUAGGGCCAAGGAGCCGUGUCUGGGCUGAGCCUUGUCUUAUAGAAGCAGCUAAAAAGGAGUAUGAUGGAGUGAUCGAGGACUUCCUAAAAGUGGGGGAGAAGCUAUUUGGUCCUUAUGUAUGGGGAAGGUAUGAUGUACUGUUCAUGCCACCAUCUUUCCCAUUUGGUGGAAUGGAAAACCCCUGCAUCACAUUUGUCACCCCAUGUCUGCUGGCUGGCGAUCGCUCAUUGGCUGAUGUUAUCAUACAUGAGAUUUCACACAGCUGGUUCGGGAACCUGGUCACCAAUGCCAACUGGGGAGAAUUUUGGCUGAAUGAGGGCUUCACAAUGUAUGCCCAACGUAGAAUUACAACUGAAUUAUAUGGUCCUGCGUACACUUGUCUGGAAGCAGCUGCUGGAAGAGCCCUGCUACGGCAGCACAUGGACACUUCUGGGGAAGACCAUCCUUUGAACAAAUUGCGAGUAAAGAUAGAGCCUGGGGUGGAUCCAGAUGAUACGUAUAAUGAGACUCCCUACGAAAAAGGAUUCUGCUUUGUUUCAUACCUAGCCCACCUCACUGGGGACCAGACAAAAUUUGAUGACUUUUUAAAGGCCUAUGUAAAUAAGUUCAAAUUCCAAAGCAUUCUUGCUGAUGAAGCCCUUGAGUUUUAUCUAGAAUAUUUUCCAGAACUGAAAGCACGGGGAGUGGAUAAGAUAGCUGGUCUGGAAUUUGACCAUUGGUUAAACACUCCAGGAUGGCCUCCUUUCCUCCCAGACCUGUCCCCUGGAGAGGCACUUAUGAAACCAGCGGCAGAACUAGCAAACCUCUGGUCUUCUACACCACUUGAUACUGAAACGAUUUCAAAAGUCGAUCCCACCAAAUGGAGAACCUAUCAACUUGUUUACUUUUUGGAUAGGGUACUGGAAUUGUCACCAUUACCUAAUGGAAAUAUUGAACAACUGGAAAAGUUUUAUCCAAAGAUUUCCAAUGCCACAAAUGCUGAGCUGCGCAUGCGCUGGGCCCAGAUUGUGUUGAGGAAUGACUACCAGCCCCACUUUCAUAAAGUCAGGGACUUUCUCCAUUGCCAGGGGAAACAGAAGUAUACUUUACCUUUGUAUCGUACCAUGCAAGCUGGCUCAGAGGCAGCGCAGGCCCUUGCUAGGGAGACCUUUAUCCAAACUUGCCCACAGCUUCAUGCCAAUGUUCAGAACUACGUGAAGAGGAUCCUAGGCACAUAGAGCCACACUUCUGCUAUUGAAGCUCAACUUAAAGUGGACAUGUCACCUAGACACAAAAAGCUGUAUAAUAAAAGUCCUUUGCAAAUUAAACAUGAAAUCCAAUUUCUAUUAUUUAUUAAAGCAUUCAUCGCUGUUGUAAACUCAUUUUAAAAUCAUUUUAAAAUCUCAGCUGUCAAUCAAAUAUUGUCUGCCCCUCCUCUAUGCCAUAGGCAAAGAGGCGGGGCAGACAAUUACUUUCACUUUCCAUUUAGCACUUCUUAGAUGUCACUGCUCUCCCCACAUUCCCCUGUUCUCUUUACCAUUUAAUUGUGUAACCAGUACAUGGGGAUUGACAUUUGUUCCCCCAGUCUGGUGCACAAACAAGAUUCUGAGAUGAUACAAGGCUUGUCUUGAUAACAGUGCCCACAAAAUGACUCCUGCCUGCUUGUUAUAAUUAUGAAUUCCCAGACUGAAGGAAACAAGAUUCAAAUAAUUUAUAUAGUGUAAUUAAAGUUCAUUUUGCUUGACUGAUGUGAUAAAAUAGGAUUUGGAAUCAUUUUUUUGGGUGACGGGUCCCCUUUAAGGUACAAAGGAGAGUGUAUAUCGAAGAGCAACAUUGUCCCAUUACAGAAUAGAAGCGCAAUCGACAUACUGUGUGAGCCUGUCAUAACUGAAAAUGCAAUAAAGCAAAACAAACAUCA
This is a messenger RNA of Xenopus laevis (African clawed frog), 2606 nucleotides long. It is a transcript of the gene rnpep.L, whose product is annotated as arginyl aminopeptidase (aminopeptidase B) L homeolog. Gene Ontology annotation, biological process: proteolysis. Gene Ontology annotation, cellular component: extracellular region. Bases 70 to 1926 code for a protein of 618 amino acids. NCBI's taxonomy places the organism in Eukaryota, Metazoa, Chordata, Amphibia, Anura, Pipidae. Gene Ontology annotation, molecular function: aminopeptidase activity; metalloaminopeptidase activity; metallopeptidase activity. The transcript is spliced from 11 exons. The record is from RefSeq and is marked provisional.